Messenger RNA from Globicephala melas (long-finned pilot whale), 5083 nucleotides. RefSeq names its product RAN binding protein 17 (gene RANBP17). The record is from RefSeq and is a predicted model, not a curated record. Gene Ontology annotation, cellular component: nuclear pore; cytoplasm. Gene Ontology annotation, biological process: protein export from nucleus. Gene Ontology annotation, molecular function: nuclear export signal receptor activity; small GTPase binding. NCBI's taxonomy places the organism in Eukaryota, Metazoa, Chordata, Mammalia, Artiodactyla, Delphinidae.
CGACAAGCGAGGUAGCGAGUGGCGCAGGGACCCAGCGGGCUGCUGGGGCUUCUGCGGCGCCCGCCUACGCUCCCUCCCCUCGGGCGCUCGGGGCGCCGACUGGCGCCGCCCCCCGGGAAGAUGGCGCUGCACUUUCAGAGUUUGGCUGAAUUGGAAGUAUUAUGUACUCAUCUCUACAUAGGGACUGAUCUUACACAAAGAAUAGAGGCUGAGAAAGCACUCCUGGAACUUAUUGACAGCCCAGAAUGUCUCAGCAAGUGUCAACUUUUAUUAGAACAAGGAACAACAUCCUAUGCUCAACUCCUUGCAGCAACAUGUCUUUCAAAACUUAUUAGCCGAGUCAGUCCUUUGCCGAUUGAACAAAGAAUAGAUAUCAGAAACUACAUUCUUAAUUAUGUGGCAUCACAACCCAAGCUGGCUCCCUUUGUCAUCCAAGCUCUAAUUCAAGUCAUUGCUAAAAUUACUAAAUUGGGGUGGUUUGAGAUUCAGAAAGACCAGUUUGUCUUCAGAGAAAUUAUUGCUGAUGUGAAGAAGUUUCUUCAGGGUACUGUGGAACACUGCAUAAUAGGAGUAAUAAUCCUCUCAGAAUUGACUCAGGAAAUGAACCUGGUUGAUUAUUCUAGACCUUCAGCAAAACACAGGAAAAUAGCUACCUCAUUUCGUGACACUUCUCUUAAAGACAUUUUAGUGCUAGCAUGCUCUCUUCUAAAAGAGGUGUUGGCCAAGCCUUUAAACCUUCAGGAUCAAGGUCAACAAAACCUAGUAAUGCAAGUCUUGAAACUGGUCCUCAACUGCCUUAACUUUGACUUCAUUGGCAGUUCAGCAGAUGAAUCUGCAGAUGAUCUUUGCACAGUACAGAUUCCAACAACUUGGAGAACAAUUUUCCUGGAACCAGAAACAUUGGAUCUUUUCUUUAAUUUGUAUCAUUCACUUCCACCACUCCUAUCUCAGUUAGCACUUUCAUGUUUAGUUCAGUUUGCUUCUACAAGAAGGUCCUUAUUUAGCAGUCCUGAGCGUGCCAAGUACCUUGGUAAUUUAAUCAAGGGAGUAAAAAGGAUACUUGAAAACCCUCAGGGUUUGUCCAAUCCAGGUAAUUAUCAUGAAUUUUGUCGAUUUUUGGCUCGUUUAAAGACAAAUUACCAGCUGGGAGAAUUAGUUAUGGUGAAGGAGUAUCCUGAAGUUAUCAGAUUGAUUGCUAAUUUUACCAUUACUAGCCUACAGCAUUGGGAAUUUGCUCCCAACAGUGUUCAUUAUUUAUUAACUCUCUGGCAAAGGAUGGUAGCAUCAGUUCCUUUUGUGAAAUCAACUGAACCCCACUUAUUAGACACUUAUGCACCAGAAAUCACGAAGGCCUUUAUCACUUCUCGGUUGGAAUCUGUUGCCAUAGUUGUGAGAGAUAAUUUAGAUGAUCCACUGGAUGAUACCGCCACUGUGUUUCAGCAGUUGGAGCAGUUGUGCACUGUUAGCAGAUGUGAAUAUGAGAAGACAUGCACUCUUCUUGUACAGUUGUUUGAUCAAAAUGCACAGAAUUACCAAAAGCUUCUGCAUUCAGCUUCUGGAAUAACUGUGGACAUGGCAAUUCAGGAAGGACGUCUUGCCUGGCUGGUAUACUUGGUUGGGACAGUUGUUGGAGGAAGAUUAACAUAUACCAGUACAGAUGAACAUGAUGCUAUGGAUGGAGAAUUAUCCUGUCGAGUUUUUCAGCUUAUAUCUUUAAUGGAUACCGGAUUGCCUCAGUGUUCUAAUGAGAAAAUAGAACUUGCAAUUCUGUGGUUCUUGGAUCAGUUUCGUAAAACAUAUGUUGGUGAUCAACUUCAGCGAACCUCAAAGGUAUAUGCCCGUAUGUCAGAAGUCUUAGGAAUAACAGAUGACAACCAUGUUCUAGAAACAUUCAUGACGAAAAUUGUUACAAACCUUAAAUACUGGGGAAGAUGUGAGCCUGUCAUUUCAAGGACUCUUCAGUUCCUAAAUGACCUUUCUGUUGGCUAUAUCCUUUUAAAAAAACUUGUGAAGAUAGAUGCCGUGAAAUUCAUGUUAAAAAAUCACACGAGUGAACACUUCCCCUUUCUUGGCAUCAGUGACAGUUACAGUCUCAGUGACUUCAGGUGCCGAACAACCUUCUACACAGCCCUCACUCGUCUUCUGAUGGUAGAUCUAGGCGAAGAUGAGGACGAAUUUGAGAAUUUCAUGCUGCCUCUUACAGUCUCUUUUGAAACAGUGUUACAGAUAUUCAAUAACAACUUUAAACAAGAAGAUGUAAAGCGUCUGUUGAUCGGGCUGGCAAGAGAUCUUCGAGGGAUUGCCUUUGCACUGAACACAAAGACCAGCUACACCAUGCUGUUUGACUGGAUGCUUUAUAAAAGGUACCCAACCUAUAUUCCCAUCCUUCAGAGGGCUGUUGAGCAGUGGUAUGGAGAGCCAGCGUGUACAACUCCCAUCUUAAAACUUAUGGCAGAACUGAUGCAAAACAGAUCCCAGCGUUUGAACUUUGAUGUAUCAUCUCCUAAUGGAAUUCUUCUCUUCAGAGAAGCUAGUAAAAUGAUUUGCACUUAUGGUAAUCAGAUCCUGUCCCUUGGGAGCCUCUCAAAAGAUCAGAUUUAUCCAAUGAAACUCAAGGGCAUCUCCAUCUGCUAUUCAGCUCUCAAGUCUGCCUUGUGUGGAAAUUAUGUCAGCUUUGGCGUCUUCAAGUUGUAUGGGGACAACCAUUUUGACAAUGUACUCCAGGCCUUUGUCAAAAUGCUGCUGUCAGUGUCCCACAGUGACUUGCUACAAUAUCGGAAGCUGAGCCAGUCUUAUUAUCCACUCCUGGAAUGUCUCACCCAGGACCACAUGAGCUUCGUCACCAACUUAGAGCCUCCUGUACUCCUAUAUGUUCUCACAUCUAUCUCAGAGGGACUCAGUACUCUUGAUACAGUUGUCUCCUCCAGCUGCUGUACCAGUUUAGACUACAUCGUCACCUACCUCUUCAAGCACAUAGCAAAAGAGGGCAGGAAGCCACUUCGAUGCAGAGAGGCUGCCCAGGCUGGUCAGAGACUAUUACAUUUUAUGCAGCAAAAUCCAGAGGUCCUGCAGCAGAUGAUGUCUGUCCUCAUGAAUACCAUUGUCUUCGAAGACUGUCGGAACCAGUGGUCAGUAUCCAGGCCUCUCCUGGGGCUCAUCCUGCUCAACGAGAAGUAUUUCAGUGAACUGAGGGCAAGUCUGAUAAACAGCCAGCCUCUCCCCAAGCAGGAGGUCCUUGCCCAGUGCUUCAGGAACCUAAUGGAAGGAGUGGAGCAGAACCUGUCUGUCAAGAACAGAGACAGGUUCACCCAGAACCUCUCGGUCUUCAGAAGAGAUGUGGCAGAGGCCCUGCGCAGUGAUGGCAGCACCGAACCGUGCAGUCUGGACAUGAUGAGCUGACCCGACUUCUGACCGUGUGCCGAGCAGCUUUUAUCAAGAGACUUGUGGGUCUGGAUCCCAGGACAGUGAUGUUGGCUAGCCCAGGGGAAUCUAUUUUUCAAAACAAACAAACAACAACAACAAGAGUCCUACCUUUUUAUAAGCCUGGCCUAAUUGUAAGAAUUUAUAAUAGCGCACAAACAAUGUAAGUUCAGUCUUUGCACUGAAAAAGCAAAAGAUGUGUUUUCAGUCUUUCUAUAAAAUAUCAUCUAUCUUUGUUCUUAUAAUGCUCUGAAAGGGUGUAGAGACAACAUUUAACCAAAGAAUAUAAUAAACCAGGUUUACGCCUAAGUGUGUACUAGUUAAUGGUUCUGCAGUCAAGGUUGUGAAUUUGUGAGAGAUGCAACCUUCAACAUAGAUCCCGGAUUGAGACAAAUAUACCAUUUGAACCUGUUAAAUUAGUAGUUUGUUAUGAGUCUGGAAAAAGCAGCACUGGGGACUCUGAGCUGUGGGCACUUAGAACGAGCCUGGGAGCCCUCCAGAGCGCCCCACGGGACUGCACACAGCCCUCUCCGCCUCAGCAGCGACUGAUAAAGUUGAGAGACGGUAACGCAAUUAAAUGACUUACAAACAACGUUUGCUCUUCACUGGCAUAAAUCUGAAGUGGUUUAGUCUAGAAGAAUUAAGCUGUGCAAUUACUGCCUGCAGAGAUAUUUCUUCAGAAGGAGUAGGUGGCCCCAGCAAGAAGCUCUGGGUGCUACCAGCACCCAGGCCUGCCUCCAUUUAAUUUUUAGGAGAAGCUGAGGGUGUCCAGUCAAAAUACAGAUUCAAAGCUGCUCUGCCUUCUUGGGCCACCCAGAACAGUUCUAGGUGCUAAAGUACAGAUUUUCAGAGGAUGAGGAUCAGUUGGUUUCCAUCCUUCCACAAAAACUCUUCCUACCGUGGGGAUUGCAGCUCGGCCCAAACCCAGGACAAGGAGGAAGCCUUUCCAGUUCGUGAGGGACUGGAGCUAGGCUAUUAAUUUGAGAUUGCCACUGUCAGAUGGCUUUGGUGCCUCACUGCUCCGUCUUCAUGGCUCAGGCUUGUAGUAAAUAUUGUUCCCUUUAUUUCUGAUAAGACACGAAAGGUUGGCCUUACUGUUGAAGAAGAAGUAAAUCUACAAGCUCCUGUUAGAAUCUCGUUUCUCAGACUAGUAUUUCUUGAAAACUUUCUUGAUAGCUGAGUUUUACAACAGGCUUGUCACAGAAAAGCAAAGUCACCCAAGUUUAUCUCAAAAUGUUUGUCUUCCGUGUGUGAACCCAGGAAAUCAGGGAAAAGUGUGUUCUAGGUAGGGUUACUUCUGGUAUCUAAUGGAGAAGGAAGCCUCAGCCUUACACUUUGUUUCAUUAGCAGUGGGAUAAAUUUCCACAAGAAGGCAAAUUCUGAACUUCAUAAAACCUCAACUGUUUAGAGAAGUCUGACUUGAGAAUUUUCUCUUUCUCAUGGGCUUAUUACUGUACACUACUCAUCCCCAAAAAUAUCCUUCAUAGAAGACCUAUCCCCUUCUGACACUGUUUUUUGGUUUGUUUGUUUUUUGUUUUUGUUUUUGAAAAAGGUCCAAGACCUGGGAGUUCCCUAGUGACCUAGUGGUUAGGAUUCCGGGCUUUCACUGCCAUGGCCCGGCUUCAACCCCUGGUCGGGGAACUAAGAUCCUGCAAGCCGCGUG